Miscanthus lutarioriparius is the source of this 459-nucleotide messenger RNA. NCBI's taxonomy places the organism in Eukaryota, Viridiplantae, Streptophyta, Magnoliopsida, Poales, Poaceae. The record is from the annotation of a GenBank genome assembly.
AUGGCCGUCGGAGCAGGAGUGCGCGUCUCGCCGUCGCCGUCGUCGAUGGAGGUGUGGGGGAGGAGGAGGAGGACGGGUACGGUGACGGCGAGGCGCGGCGCCGCGGUGGCCAUCAGAUGCAGCUUCGUGGGCGAGGCGGGGGUGGGCGCGGCCGGGGGCCUGGCGGAGGAGCACUACCGGACGCUGCGGCUGCGCCCGGGGUCCACCAGGAACGAGGUCAAGAAGGCCUUCCGCCGCCUCGCGCUAGUGUACCAUCCGGACGUUUGCAAGGACAGCGACCGCGACACCGGCGUCGAAUUCCAGAAGAUCAACAUCGCGUAUCACAUACUGAUGAACAACAUGAGGGAGGCCGAGGAGCGGCUCGAGUACUGGCGGCUCAAGUACGGCCUCAACGACCAGGAUCUCGACAGGUACAGGUACUUCCUCAACGACGACGACGACGACUGGCUUGACAUGUGA